Messenger RNA from Notothenia coriiceps (black rockcod), 1490 nucleotides. RefSeq names its product hemopexin b (gene hpxb). Gene Ontology annotation, biological process: heme transport; intracellular iron ion homeostasis. The coding region runs from base 42 to 1337 and encodes 431 amino acids. Gene Ontology annotation, molecular function: heme transmembrane transporter activity. The transcript is spliced from 10 exons. The record is from RefSeq and is a predicted model, not a curated record. Lineage: Eukaryota; Metazoa; Chordata; Actinopteri; Perciformes; Nototheniidae.
UUUCUGCUUCAGUCUGACUUCACAUCAGAGGACCGCACAGCAUGGAGCUGCUCACCAAAACUCUGUUUCUGUGCCUAGCACUCGCCCUUACUAAUGGAGCACCUGCGCACCAUGAUGCAGCAGUAGACGAUGCUUCUCUACCAGACCGCUGUGAUGGGAUUGGGUUUGAUGCCAUUACUCCUGACGAGAAAGGAACCACUUUCUUCUUCAGAGGUAGCCACUUGUGGGAAGGCUUUCAUGGUCCAGCUCAGCUGUCCAAUGAGUCCUUCCAGCAGCUUGAUGACAUCCAUAACAUCGGCCAUGUUGAUGCCGCCUUCCGCAUGCACAACAUAGAGCAGCUAGACCACCACGAUCACAUCUAUUUCUUCCUGGAUGACAAGGUUUUCAGCUAUCAUGACCAAGCUCUGGAAGAAGGGUAUCCGAAAGAAAUCCAGCAAGACUUCCCAGGAGUCCCCUCUCAUCUGGACGCGGCUGUGGAGUGCCCCAAAGGAGAGUGCAUGACAGACUCAGUUCUGUUCUUCAAGGGACAGGUUGUACAUGUUUAUGACAUUGCAACAAAGACAGUGAAGACCAAGACGUGGUCCCACCUGCCCGUCUGCACCUCUGCUUUGCGCUGGCUAGAGCACUACUACUGUUUCCACGGAAACAACUUCACCAAGUUCCACCCGGUAUCCGGAGAGGUGAGCGGUGUUUACCCAAAGGACGCCCGCAGUUACUUUAUGAAGUGCCCCAACUACGGUCAUGGCGGUGACUACAAAGUCCUGAAAUGCAGUGAUGUGAAAAUAGAUGCCAUCACCACUGAUGAUGCAGGCAAAAGUUACUUCUUCGCAGGCCCCAUCUACAUGCGUCUGGACACCAGGCGUGACGGCCUCCACGCCUUCCCAAUCACCAAGUCGUGGAAGGAGGUGACCAACGGGGUGGAUGCUGUCUUUUCCUACGCUGACAAAAUGUACUUGAUUAAGGAUGAUCAGGUUUACAUCUACAAAGCAGCUGCUCACUACACCCUGAUUGAAGGAUACCCUAAAACCCUGAAGGAGGAGCUCGGCAUUGAAGGACACGUGGACGCUGCUUUCGUCUGUCCUGAAGAUCACACAGUUCAUAUUAUCAUAGGAAGGACGAUUCGUGCGAUCGACCUAUCUGCCACGCCCAGGGCCGUGACCCAGGAGAGGCCCCUGCCUUUCUCCGACAUCGACGCUGCUUUGUGCAGUGCAGAAGGAAUUAAUGUGUUCAAAGGUGCAACGUAUUACAACUACGAAAGCCCCAUGACACUGGCUAUGAGCAGAAUCGCCCCUGAGCCUCUAAAUGUUACCAGAGCAAUGAUGGGGUGUGAGGAAUAGGAUGAAAGAACACUCAAACCUUUUAUUCCCCUACUACGCACGCAAGAAAAUAAAUGGCAUCUAUCCAUAAGAAUCUAAAUCACUUGGUAAACAGGUUCAAACGUGAGUUUUUGGAAAAGUGUCCCCCCCAUGAUGAAUAAAAUGUUGAAACUA